Rhagoletis pomonella (apple maggot) is the source of this 2272-nucleotide messenger RNA. Its product is annotated as putative mediator of RNA polymerase II transcription subunit 26. The annotation marks the transcript as partial. The transcript has a single exon. NCBI's taxonomy places the organism in Eukaryota, Metazoa, Arthropoda, Insecta, Diptera, Tephritidae. The record is from RefSeq and is a predicted model, not a curated record.
UGCAUUUUUUCUCUUGCAGGUUGGACGCGCCACCGCUCUUCAACGGUGCCACCAUGGACGCGAAAAAGCUGCAGCAACUGCAGCAAGCGAACGCCCAAAAGAAACUGCCACUCGCAUAUCAAACGAACCUCGUCGACUAUCGCGCUGCCACACAUUCACCCGUUUUUCAGCAACACCAGGCGGCUGGCAUGAGCGCCUACCAUGUCGGCGGCGGUGUUAGCGGCAGUGGCUACCAGCAAAGCCCCACGGCCACCUCCUCGAGUGGUGGUCCACUUACGCCAAUCGAUAUGCAACCGCAACCAAAUAAAAUGCUGCUCAAGCACUUGGCUGGAAGUGGCGGUAAUACCUCGAGCAGCUCACAUAGCUCGCCAUAUCACCAGUCGUCGUACAACAGCGGCGGCGAACAGCUGUAUCAGUCGCCAACGGAACGCACCUACCUGACCGCCGCGGGCCGCCUGCAGGCAACUUCAUCACUUAAUCCUGCCACGGCGCUACAGCAACAAUAUCAACAGCUACAGCAAGCCAAGCUGCAGGCGCAGAUGCAAACACAGAACGAGGCUGUGCAGCAGCAGCAACGCACAUUCGCCAUGCGACAGGCAUUGAACCCGCCAGUGCCGCAAGGACACUUCCACAUGAGUCAGUCGUCGAGCGUCAUGUCUUCGAUGACCACACAGCAGCAGCAGCAGCAGCAACAGAGCGCCGCAUCAGCGCAUGGCCGCGCGCCACCCUCCACCCUGAAUUUAAACAGUCCAUUCCAGCCAGCGGGCGGCCCACUUAAGGUGAAUCAAAAACAGCAGCCGCAGCAUUAUCAUUCACAGGAUCAGCAACAAAUCUACGCACAACAACAACAGCAACAUCAACAUCAACAGCAGCAUCAAAUACAAAUGCAGCUGCAACAUCAACAGCAGUUGCAGCAACAGCACGUCCUUCAGCAACAGCAUCGUCUGAAGUCCGAACAGCAGACGCCAGGCAACGAACAGAGUCCGGUGUACAUACAGCAAAAUCAUCCUGGUCACGUCGUUAAUCAGGCCUGCCAAACACAAAUAUCUGCAGUAAAGGGCGGCGCUGUGGUUCAAAAGACAACACCUAGUUCGGAGGAUUCGUCCGGCAAGAGUCCCUCGCACGCGCCACUGGAUCGCAAGAAAAGUAUUGGCUCAAUGCAGGCUCUUAAGUCACCCAUCACCAAGCGUCCGCCUUCCUCGCCCGUUACCCUCUCCGGUUGGCUCUAUAAGCAGGGCUCGGAUGGGCUGAAGGUGUGGCGCAAACGCUGGUUUGUGCUUGCCGAAUAUUGUCUCUACUACUACAAGGGUCCCGAGGAGGAGAAGUUGCUCGGCUCCAUACUCUUGCCGUCGUACAAAGUGUCCGCCUGCUUACCAGAAGACAAAAUCUAUCGAAAGUAUGCCUUUAAGUGCGAACACCAAAACAUGCGUACCUACUGGCUAGCCGCUGAGACGGGCGAGGCGAUGGUGCAAUGGGUGCGUGCGCUCACCGCCGCCACAACAAUGCAGGCUCCCAACAGCGGCGAGUCGGAUCAGCCAAGCGGCUCCUCCUCACUCAAUCACAGUGGCGAAAAUUCCGACUCUGGCAUUCAUACGCUCCAGUCGCAGCAGAGCAAGAUGAGCCUGAAUCAGGGUCAGGUGACGCCCGCAUCCGAGCACGCCAACGCAAACUCAGCAUCGAGCAGCAACAGCGGCGGCGGCGGCGGCGGCGCCAACGGCGGUGGUGGUGGCGCACAACCUCUGUACGCGAACGCGCCACCCAAACCACGACGCAUCAAUGACGGCGGCUAUUCCUCGCCUAGUCCCGAACACUCAAUUGACAACGAACGAAAAUCACACCAUCAACAACAGCAAACUGGACGCCAUGGUGGUGUUAUGUCGCCAACGCUGCAACAGAUGCAACAACAGCAGCAGCACUAUCAACAACAGACACGCGUGCCACAGCAGCCACAACAGCAUCAUGCCAUCUACGACACACGCACCGGCAAUGUUUCUUCCGCUUUGCGGCUACAACAAGCACAACAACAAUACUCCGUAGAUCAGUUGGAGGCGCAAUUGCAGCAGCAAAUGAGCUUGUCCCCAGAAGAUUACCCUAAAUCACCGCCACCGCCGGCCACACACUCCAAUUAUAUGGAUAUCGAGGAGCAAAUGUUGCGCAUGCAACAGCAACAACGAACUGGUGAGGAGAUUUAUGGCGAACGCGAGCUUUACAUGCAGAAGCUGAUGCAGCAACGUUAUCCGCCGCACUUGACGCUGUAUCCGAAUGCGGAGCG